This is a messenger RNA of Cheilinus undulatus (humphead wrasse), 3144 nucleotides long. RefSeq lists its product as uncharacterized. NCBI's taxonomy places the organism in Eukaryota, Metazoa, Chordata, Actinopteri, Labriformes, Labridae. The record is from RefSeq and is a predicted model, not a curated record. The transcript is spliced from 6 exons.
AUGCCCACCCCUGUAGACAAGUACUGUGGCCAGCAUCCAGAACUCUGCAUUUCUCUGUUACCCUGUGUCGACCUCUUCAUCCUCCAAGGUGGUGGACCGUAUACAGCGGUGGCCAAGCUGGUCAGAGGCCUCAGUAGCCACGAGUCCGUGGACAACAGUCUGUACAGCCGUCCCUACAGUCUGAGCGACCCAUCGGCGCCGCAGCGGCCCAGCUUGAACCCAUCCGGGUCGGACCAGAGUUGGCACGCGGUAGCUUCGGGCGUUCAGAACUUGCCAGGCGCCUUCCUCCGGGCCCCUCCAGACGGGUCCUCUCCUCCUCGCCUCCAUCGAACGGCUGGUUCCCUUCUGGAGGAAGGGGGGCAUCCAGACCCAUUUGAGGACAUGCAGGGUAACUCAUCCCACCAGGAGGGGUCUGUGUCUGUAGAUGACGUUGUUGAAGAGUCUAGCCCCUCUGAUGUGGUCUCAAGGGUUUUUAGUGCUGCUAAGAUUGUGGGGUUGUCAGCCCCAGUGGAAGCCCCAAGUCCAGCGGAGGGCGUCUGGACAGGAAUUUCGCAGGCCAGGCCCUCAGUGGCUAUCCCGGCAGCGGGGGAUUAUUGUCAGAUGUUGAAAUGGGCUUGGAAUACGCCUAGCAGUGCACCCCAGUUUAAUGCAGGCUGCAGGAAGCUGGCUGAAGCUCAGUACCCAGCUGGGACUGGACUGGGUGAUAUGCCCCCAGUGGAGAAGGAGAUGGCCUCUCUGACUUCUCUUGGCCUGGACAGGGUGACAGCUGACCCUCAUUGCCCUCGGAGGGAGUGUGAUAAGACAGAUCGUUUGGUCUGUAAGGCCUACAAUUCUGCUGCCCGUGCAGCCCGAGCUGGAAAUGCUCUUGCUAUUUUGUUAGCGGCUAUUAGAAGGACUGCCAACACAAAUGACCAGGAUACAAUGAAUGUAAUUGAUGCUGCCCUCUCCACUCACUCCCAACUUACUAGGGAUGUUGGCUCAGUUAUGUCAUCAGCCAUGCUGACCUGCAGACAGAUCUGGCUGGCUCAGACGACCUUUCCAGAGAACAUUUGGAGGGAGCUGGUCAACAUGCCAGUGGAAGCGGGGAGGGUGUUUCACUCUGAUUCACAGUCUGUGCUAGACAAAGCAGAACAGUCUGUGCGAACUAGGGAGUGCGUCCGGCGCACAUUUAGACGCCAGGGGGCGCUAAGGCAGGCCUCAGCAACAGCCCUUUCAGCCCAGAUUCACAUCAAAGGGGGCUCCCCAACAGAGGUGGCCUCCCAAAGGCUGCGCCUGGACAGCUGGGAGAAGACUGUCUCAGACCUGUGGGUCCUAGCAACAGUCAAAAGGGGCUACAGACUUCAAUUUUGGCGGCGGCCCCCAUCUUUUUCCAGGGUCCGUGUGACAACGGUAAAGGACCCAAUCCAGGCAAGCAUUCUGGCCAAAGAAAUCAUGGCACUGCUUCAAAAAGACGCUAUUGCAAGGGUAAGUCUGAACAAACAGCACACUCGCUUUUAUUCAGCAUAUUUCCUGGUCCCCAAAAAGGAUGGGGGGCUUCACCCCAUCCUAGACCUCAGGCGCCUGAAUGUUUACAUGAAGGUUUUACCUUUCAAGAUGCUCCACACAAAGCAUAUCCUGGACUCAGUGGAGCCAGGGGAAUGGUUUACCACUAUCGAUCUCAAAGAUGCAUACUUCCACAUCACUAUCUUUAUGGAGCGUCGGCAGUUUCUCAGGUUUGCCUUUCAAAGCCAAGCCUAUGAGUUCAAAGUUCUCCCGUUUGGCCUCUCUCUGUCACCCGGGGUCUUCACAAGAGUGGUCGCGGCGGCCCUGCUACCACUUCAAAGGGCAGGGCUGAAGAUCAUGCCAUAUCUCGACGAUUGGCUGAUCUGCGCAGUUUCUCGCGAACAGGUCAUACAGGACACAGAGAGGGUCCUGACCCACAUUCAGUCACUCGGCUUCAAGGUGAACUUCGAGAAGAGCAACCUAGAGCCACGACAGGUAACAGUCUUUUUGGGGUUGUGUCUGAAUUCGGUCACAAUGAAGGCAUCUCUAACCCCCCAGAGGGUGACCAAGAUUCUCGGGACCCUUCGCUCAUUUCGCGCAGGCACACACUUAGAACUGGUCUGUUUUCAGAGACUGCUGGGACUGAUCUCAGCAGCAGUGGUGGUUGUUCCACUAGGUCUUCCCAGGGCCCGGCCACCCCAACGGUGGCUGAAUGCCUUCAAACUACACCCACACAGGGACAGGCGUGUGAAGCUCCUUGUAACACAGGCGUGUUUGAGAGCCCUGUGUCCUUGGCGGAGCUACAGGACACUUACAGGGGGAGUCCCCCUGGGGUACCUGCCUUCCAGGCGGACGCCUGUAUAAACAGAUGCCUCACGCACAGGUUGGGGGGCAGUGUGGGAAGGCAGGAUGGUGAGGGGUCUUUGGAGACCCCCAUGGGACAAGGAACACAUCAAUGUGCUGGAGCUCAGGGCUGUUCAUCUGGCCCUAAGAGCCCUGUCACCCUUCAUAGAUGGCAGGCACGUCCUUGUGAGGACAGACAGCUCUGCCACUGUGUAUCAUAUAAAUCACCAGGAGGGUAUGAGGUCUUGCCAAUGCCUCAAGGUGGCUCAGAGUCUGCUGUUCUGGGCCUUCCCAUGCCUGGCCUCCCUCGGGGCGGUUCAUAUACCAGGGGUCCUGAACAGGGGUGCAGAUCUCCUCUCCAGGUUAGGGCUGCCCCCAGGAGAAUGGAGGCUACACCCACAAAUAGUGACAGGGUUGUGGGCGCACUUUGGUGUACCGCAGGUCGAUCUUUUUGCAUCACAAUAAACAACUCAUUGUCAAGAGUGGUUCUCCCUGACUUAUCCGAGCGGGCCCUUGGGCCUGGAUGCACUGUCUCACGAGUGGCCGGAAGGGUUACUGUACGCUUUUCCCCCACUACCCCUGGUUCCCCAUGUGCUGACCAGGGUCAGUCAGGGGGCUUACAGGGUUCUGUUGAUAGCACCCCAUUGGCCAAGGAAACACUGGUUUCCGGCCCUUCUUCACCUUGUGCACGGCAAACCCUGCCCUCUUCCACUCAGGGCAGAUCUCCUCUCUCAGGCAGCGGGACAAAUCUGGCAUCCAAACCCAGCUAUCUUACAGCUGUGGGCCUGGCCCCUCCUCAGUCCGCCUCUCAGGGUCUGA